GUAACCUGCCUUCGUUGAUCCUCGAACACGACUCACGACGAACGUGUGCACGCGCAUGUUAAAUUUAAAAAUUCGAAUAAUCGAAGUGAAUUCAAAUUGAAUUGAAUACUUUGCGUGAAGAUUGUGAUGUUCAAAGUAUUGUGUACAAUAUAAUGUUAAACCAAGGAAUUAUAUCAUGUAAGUCUUUCUUUCUUGGUAAAGAAAUAUCCUGAAGCGAAAAUGACGAGAAAAUUCCUAUUUUGUUUUCCCCUGCGGCUUGGAAACAUCGUAUUUGGUUAUAUUGUUGUUAUUGUAAGUUUAGCGGUAGCAGCCUUCCAUUUAUAUCUCCUUGCGUUGAACAUUAUUUCCAAAGAUGAUACUCACGAAGAAAAAUUCAACAAUUUCGAAAAACUCGAAAGUAUAUUUGGCGAAGACAAAAAGGACUUAGUCACUAUUGUCAUAAUGAUAUAUUACUUAACAUAUAUCAUAAUUGGACUAUUAUUAUUUAUGUUCGGACUUAUAUUUACUGUUGGAGCUUACAAGGUAAACGAGUGCUGUAUAACAACUUUCUUCAUCUACAGUUUCUUCCACAUAUUCUUCACAAUUGGAUUAAUAGUUUGGGAAGCCAUUACCGCAGGCUGGAUACAGCUAGGACUUAUAUUUGCAUCUGAUGUGCUCCUGAUAACUUGUCUAUUCAGCGUCAAGUAUCUGAUGGAAGCAAUUAGAACUGGAAAUAUCUACACUCGUCCUGGGGAAGCACUCUACAAAUAUAAUACAUGAAAUAGAUUAAAUCCAAUCUGAAACAUAAAAAUAUCGAAAAGUAAAACGCAGUUUCACAAAAUUUUUAUACACUGUAAAAUGAAAGUAUAAUAUAAUUACACAAAACUUUUACAUGUAGUACACUGAGUACUAACAGCCCUCACGUAAAGGCAAUAAAUACAAAGAAAUAACGAAAAAAUUGAAUCUCAUAAACAACUCUAUGGUCUAAGGAACACAUAAUCCUUCAGGAAUAGCAAAUAACGUUUUAUAUUAGCUGUGACUCCAAUGUCAGUGGAAAGUCUUGGGGUCGCGUUAUAGUCCUCAACAUAUAUCCUGGGGUAGAUUUUUAUACCGGGUUGGACUUUUUUAUACCGGCAUAGAUGUACCUGACAUGAUUAUGAAGAUGAUGAACAAACCAUAACAACAAAAUAUGUAUACGAUAUACACAAAAUCUUAUCAAACGUGGUGACAAAAGUCUAAACCGAUGAUUGAUGAUUAGUAAUGGAAUGUAAAAGGCUUUAGUUGGUCGUUGGACCAGCUUGUAUUUAAUGAGUAUCUCAUAAUCAAUUUUUAUAAUGACAUACUUUUCAAAAAGUAAAUGUUUUUUUUCAUAUUUGUCUUUAUUCCGCCCAUUACAAAUAUAAGCAAAUUUAAUGCAAAUUUUAAUGACAAGAUUACGUAUCUAAGGUGUGUGAAAAAUGUAUCCGUUAUUUCGUACUUUCUCAAGGAAAACAAUCGUUAAAUGAUGUUAAAUAUGCUAUAUUUUAUAUUUUCAUCAUACAAGAUUUUAUUAAUUUCAAUAUGAAAUUUUGGAAAUUUUUCAGCUGUUUGUUUGAGGAAGUUCUUAAUUAAUACGUAGGAACCCUUCAAAACGGUAAUGUAAGCAUAACUUAAAUUACAAUGAUGUGUAAUGUAUUCUAAGAAACACUUAUGUAUAAUUACAAUUAAAACAUUAUUCUGUCGUUGUUAUUGCAAUUAAAUAGAAAGUAACAUUCACUACAUGCUAAUUAUGUAAAUAGCUUUACUUUUGUUAUUUUAUUUAUUAAAACAUGUUAAUUAACUUUCAUAA
Pieris napi is the source of this 1807-nucleotide messenger RNA. RefSeq lists its product as uncharacterized. The record is from RefSeq and is a predicted model, not a curated record. The transcript is spliced from 5 exons. Lineage: Eukaryota; Metazoa; Arthropoda; Insecta; Lepidoptera; Pieridae. Bases 220 to 759 code for a protein of 179 amino acids.